AUGCCCAACGUUGUCCAUUUCAAGCUUCAAGGCUUACGUUUCAAAUGUUUUUUUGAACACUGUCGAACGUCCAUGGACCCAUUGAAACCCACACUCCAAUUAGACGAACCGAGAGAACAUUUGAGAGAACCUUGGAACCAAUUUCGACUCGUUGGACAUGUUGAAGAAAAGUUUGGGCGGUGGGGCGCAAACGAAAAGUGGCCGAUAUGCUGUCAGUCUAUGAUGACGGUUCGGACAGCAGUCUGCAGCCUCCCGUUUGGCACGCUCUUGUGCAUGGUUUUCGAAUCGGAUCCCAACAGCGAUGGCUCAUUAUUCCGCAUGUGA
This is a messenger RNA of Marasmius oreades (fairy-ring Marasmius), 324 nucleotides long. RefSeq lists its product as uncharacterized. The coding region runs from base 1 to 324 and encodes 107 amino acids. NCBI's taxonomy places the organism in Eukaryota, Fungi, Basidiomycota, Agaricomycetes, Agaricales, Marasmiaceae. The transcript has a single exon. The record is from RefSeq and is a predicted model, not a curated record.